Messenger RNA from Crotalus tigris (Tiger rattlesnake), 5449 nucleotides. It is a transcript of the gene POLR1A, whose product is annotated as RNA polymerase I subunit A. The record is from RefSeq and is a predicted model, not a curated record. Gene Ontology annotation, cellular component: RNA polymerase I complex. Gene Ontology annotation, molecular function: DNA-directed RNA polymerase activity; DNA binding. The coding region runs from base 121 to 5250 and encodes 1709 amino acids. Gene Ontology annotation, biological process: DNA-templated transcription. The transcript has 34 exons. Lineage: Eukaryota; Metazoa; Chordata; Lepidosauria; Squamata; Viperidae.
UUGUAAUCAGCCACACCGCCAGGCACACGCUGUGGACACGCGCCGGAUCCCCAGUGGUUCCUCUUAAGUCUCUGUUCGGUGGUAUCUGGACGGCGUUGCCGAGAUCGGUUGGUCGGAGUCAUGGCUGCAAAAGAGGUGCCGUGGAGGCGCCUGACGGGGUUGUCGUUUGGGAUGUAUACGGAUGCAGAGAUACGGAAACUGAGUAUAAAAUCUAUAACCAAUCCUCUUUUUCUUGAUAAUGCGGGUACUCCAUCUCCAAAUGGACUAUAUGAUUUGGCUUUGGGUCCACUUGACAACAAGGAAGUUUGUGUUACUUGCAUGCAAGACUUCAACAAUUGUCCUGGUCAUCUAGGUCACAUAGAACUACCCCUCACUGUUUAUAAUCCUCUCUUUUUUGAUAAAUUAUUCCUUCUGAUGCGAGGUUCCUGUUUGAAUUGUUGCCAUCUAACAUGUCCACGAGCUGCAAUUCAUUUAUUACUAAAUCAGCUAACGCUACUAGAAAUAGGACUGAUUCAAGAGGUCCAUGAUCUUGAAGCAUUCCUGAGUAGGUUUUUAGAUGAAAGCUCAGAUGCAAUUGGUACUGAAAUUGAAGAAGUAUUAAGUUGCCACACAAAGGAUAUGCUCCAAAAUAAUCAGUUUAGAGACUACAAUGCACAUGUUAAAAAUGUAUGUGAAUGUAGAAGUAAACUUAUCUCUCAAUUUUGGAAAUUACACAUGACCUCAAAGAAAUGUCCAAACUGCAAAGCAGGAAGAUCACUUAUUCGUAAAGAACAUAACAGCAAGUUGACUGUAACUUAUCCCACUGUCGUAACUCAGAAGUCAGGCAAACAGAAAGUAGUGGAGGAAGUAGCAACUAUAGAUGAAACUCAGCUGGGAAAACGAGGCUACAUGACACCUUUGACUGCCAAACAACACAUUGAAGUUUUGUGGAAGAAUGAGGGGUUUUUCCUUUGCAAGCUUUUCUCUGGGAUGACAGUCACUGGUGAUUUAACUUUCAAUCCUGAAAUGUUUUUCCUAAAUAAACUUGUUGUACCACCUUCCAGAUAUCGUCCGGUGAAUUGUGUUGGAGAUCAGAUGUUUGCAAAUGGCCAAACAGUGAAUUUACAAGCUGUUAUGAAGGAUGCUCUCCUCAUUCGGAAACUUCUGGCUUUCAUUGCUCAAGAACAAAGUCAGCCGUUACAGAUAGAAAAUGGAGAUCUCAAGACAAUAAUAGACCAGCCCUUGGAACCUCUAGACCAUUCUGUCUUGGCAACAAUUCCUGGACAGACUACUGCAGAUAAGCUUUAUAACAGUUGGAUUCGUCUUCAAAGCCAUGUGAAUAUUUUGUUUGAUAGUGACAUGGAUAAACUAAUAUCUGAAAAAUACCCUGGUGUACGUCAGAUACUUGAAAAAAAGAAUGGCCUAUUUCGUAAACAUAUGAUGGGAAAGAGAGUGGAUUAUGCUGCCCGAUCAGUCAUUUGCCCUGACAUGUACAUUCAGACCAAUGAAAUUGGCAUUCCUAUGGUAUUUGCUACCAGAUUGACCUAUCCUCAACCCGUCACUCCUUGGAAUGUCCAAGAAUUGAGGCAAGCAGUUAUAAAGGGGCCAAAUGAGCAUCCUGGGGCUUCCAUGAUUAUCAACGAAGAUGGAUCUCGCACAAUAUUGAGUACAACUAGCCAGACUCAGAGGGAAGCCAUAGCUAAGCAACUCUUAACCCCUUCUACUGGAGCACCAAAACCAGGGAUAAAAAUUGUGUGCCGCCAUAUUAAGAAUGGUGAUAUCCUUCUGCUGAACCGACAACCCACUCUUCAUAGACCCUCCAUCCAAGCCCAUCGAGCAAGAAUCCUGCCUGGAGAGAAAGUUUUGAGGCUUCACUAUGCCAACUGCAAAGCCUAUAAUGCUGAUUUUGAUGGUGAUGAGAUGAAUGCUCAUUUUCCUCAAAAUGAGCUGGGCCGAGCUGAAGCCUAUGUAUUGGCCUGUACAGAUGAACAGUAUCUGGUUCCUAAGGAUGGGAAACCAUUGGCAGGAUUGAUUCAAGACCAUAUGGUGUCUGGUACUAGCAUGACCACUCGAGGCUGUUUCUUCACUAGAGAACAGUAUGUUGAGCUGGUGUAUCAAGGGCUGAUGGACAAAAAGGGAAAAGUAAAGCUGCUAUCUCCAGCCAUUGUAAAGCCACAAUGCUUAUGGACAGGAAAGCAGGUUGUUUCUACUUUGUUAUUAAAUGUAAUUCCAGAAGGUCACUUUCCACUAAAUCUGUCUGGGAAAGCUAAGAUCAGCGGAAAAGCCUGGACAAUAGCAUCUGCCUGUAGAAUUCAUAGAUCAGAUCUUGACUCUAUGUGUGAAUCUCAGAUUCUUAUUAGAAAUGGAGAACUGCUCUGUGGGGUCUUGGAUAAAGCUCAGUAUGGGAGCUCUGCCUAUGGUUUAGUCCACUGCUGCCAUGAGGUUUAUGGGGGUGAGACUAGUGGAAAGUUGCUAACAGCUCUGGCUAGAAUCUUCACUGCCUACCUACAGUUCUACAGGGGUUUUACAAUGGGAGUUGAGGAUAUUUUGGUCAAAUAUAAGGCAGACCAGAAGAGGUGCAACGUCAUUAAGGAAAGUACCAACUGUGGUAUAAAGGCUGUUAGAGCUGCAUUUAACCUAUCCCAAACCUCUUCUUGUGAGGAACUUCGAAGUAAAUGGCAGGAUGCCCAUCUUCAGAAAGAUCAAAGAGAUUUUAACAUGAUUGAUUUAAAGUUCAAAGAAGAAGUCAACUGUUGCAGCAAUGAGAUCAACAAGGUGUGCAUGCCUCUUGGACUUCACCGAAGUUUCCCAGACAAUAAUUUGCAGCUGAUGGUACAGUCAGGAGCCAAAGGUUCUACUGUGAAUACCAUGCAGAUUUCUUGCUUGCUGGGCCAGAUUGAAUUAGAAGGCCGAAGGCCUCCUUUGAUGGCAUCUGGAAAAUCAUUGCCAUGUUUCCAGCCUUAUGACUUUUCUCCCAAAUCAGGAGGAUUUGUAGCUAGUAGAUUUCUUACUGGCAUCAAGCCUUCAGAAUUCUUCUUCCAUUGUAUGGCUGGUAGGGAAGGUUUAGUGGAUACUGCAGUUAAAACCAGCCGAUCAGGAUACCUUCAAAGGUGUAUCAUAAAACAUUUAGAAGGGCUGAUUGUUCAUUAUGACAUGACUGUACGAGAUAGUGAUGGCAGUGUGGUUCAGUUUCUAUAUGGAGAAGAUGGAUUGGAUAUCCCUAAGACACAGUUCUUGCAACCCAAGCAAUUUCCUUUCAUUGCAGAUAAUCACAAGGUGAUAUGGAAAUCUAAGCAUUUAGAUGAAGUUAUGCCAAAAAUGAAUCCUCAGCAAGCAUCUAAACAGUUUAAAUUAAUCAAGAGAUGGCAAGCGAAGCAUCAACAGUCUUUGAGAAGGAAAGGAGGCUUUUUGCUGUUUUCGCAAGAAAUGUUGGCUUAUAUAAAAGCUGAGAUGUCUACAGGAGGAUCACUUGUAUAUGGCCGAGAUCCUGCAGCUGUUAAGCUGUUAAAUAUGUGGUAUGAACUGAAUGAAAAAACCCGGAGGAAGUAUCAAAAGAGGGCAGCAAGAUGUCCUGAUCCUAGCCUUUCAAACUGGCGGCCAGAUAUUUAUUUUGCAUCAGUGUCUGAAACAUUUGAAAAUGAAGUUAAGAAUUUCCUUGGAGAGUGGGAUGCUCAGAAUAGGCUUAACUAUAGCAAAUCGGAACUUUCUUUACAGAGAUUACAGGAGCUUCUCUGUUUAAAAUGGCAACAAUCACUCUGUGAUCCUGGAGAAGCUGUGGGACUUCUUGCUGCUCAGAGUAUUGGAGAACCGUCCACCCAGAUGACCCUGAAUACCUUUCACUUUGCUGGAAGAGGUGAAAUGAAUGUUACCCUUGGUAUCCCAAGGUUGCGGGAAAUUCUGAUGGUAGCUAGUGCUAAUAUCAAAACUCCCAUGAUGAGCAUUCCUGUUCUUAAUACCAAGAAAGCUCAAAAAAGGGUGAAAAGGCUCAAGAAAAAGCUUAGCAGAGUGUGCUUAGGUGAGGUGUUACACAAAGUUGAUAUUGAAGAAACUUUGUGUUUGGAAGGGACAUUAAGCAAGCAUCGCAUCUACACCAUCAGGUUUAGUUUUUUGCCUUAUAAAUGCUAUCAAGAAGAAAAAUGUGUGAAGCCAAGGGACAUCUUACAUUUUAUGGAGACGAGAUUUUUUAAAAUGUUGCUGGAAACAAUUAAAAGGAAGAGUUUAAAAUUGGCAUCUUAUAACACUGUCAGCACUCGAAAAGCAAUUCAGAAAGAUUUAGAAGAUGAGGAAGAAAUUGGUGCUUCACAGGAAGACCAGAAUGAUAAUGAAGCUGAAACUGAAGAAGACAGAUUUCCUGAUAGUGGAAUGACUGAAGGUGAUGCUGAUGCUACAGAUACAAAAAGAAAGGAAAAUCAAGAAGAAGAGGUUGAUUAUGAGAGUGAGGAAGAUCAUGAAAUGGGUGAUGAUGACGAUAUUCCAGAUCGGGAAAUGACUGCACCGGAUGAACAAAAUCCUGAGGCAUUGGAAACUCAGGAUAAGCUUUAUUCUUCUUCUUCUUCUAGUCAAACAGCUCGAAGCAAGAGAAAACGAUGGAAUGAAAUGGCACAGCAUAGAAUUAAUGCUGUACUGGAAAGCCAUGAUGCUAUAGAAAAAUAUGCAUAUGACAUUGAUAAUGAACUGUGGUGUGAGGUUUCACUAAAGCUUUCUCUGACGAAGGAGUACUUUGAUCUUGCAUCACUUGUUACAUCUCUGGCAAAUAGCACUGUCAUCCAGGAGACAAUGGGAAUAACACGAUGUCUCUUAAAUGAAACCAGCAACAAGAAUGGAGAAGUGGUGCUCACUUUGCAAACAGAAGGGAUAAAUCUUCCUGAGCUUUUCUACUAUUCUGAUAUUUUUGAUAUGAAUAAACUUUAUUGCAAUGAUAUUCAUGCAAUGGCCAACACCUAUGGGAUUGAAGCUGCUUUGAAAAUUCUUGAGAGAGAGAUUAAAGAUGUGUUUGCUGCAUAUGGAAUUGUGGUUGAUCCUCGACAUCUCUCCUUGGUGUCAGACUACAUGUGCUUUGAAGGUGUUUACAAACCUUUGAAUCGGUAUGGAAUGCAGUCCAAUUCAUCCCCCUUGCAACAAAUGACUUUUGAGACAAGCUACAAGUUUUUGAAAGAAGCAACUAUGUUGGGAUCCCAUGAUGAACUUCUGUCUCCUUCUGCUUGCCUGGUGGUAGGAAAAGUCGUCAAGGGAGGAACUGGCUUAUUUGAUCUUAAGCAACCUCUAAAAUAAGAUGUUUUUUUUUUAAAAAAAAAAAAACCUUGAUUUUAUUGCAAAGAAUAAAUUUGCUGCUAUUCAUUUUAUAUUUUAUUUUUUUAGUGUUGGUUGUCUGAAAGUAUCAUCAAUUAAUCUUUCUAAUUUAAUAAUUACCUGCAUCUUUGGAUUUUCAGGGAUUAUAUUUAAUAAUAAAUAUGGUAUGUUCAUCCUUUAA